UGAUCAAUAACAAACCCAGGAUUUCAAAACGUCAUCAAUCAUUUCAGCCAUUCAAUGGCUUUGAGUGAGUUAAUGUCAGGGCGUGUCUGAUUGGCCUGGGGGGUGGACGAUCCUCGAUAUCGUCGAUGACCAAUCCUCCGCUAGCAGCCAUGACGGGGAUAGCCCGCUCCUCGAAACCCCAGCCGAUAGCCCUGGGCGGGGCCCUGGGCGGGGCCCUGGGCGUGGGCGAUCCCCGAUUUCGCCAAUGGGAAAAACUCCGGCGCGAUCGCUUCAACGAGCUACUGAGUGAGUUGGCCGCGCUCUUGCCCGGUUAUUCGGGUAAAUGGGACGGCCCGGCCCCCACAGGCCCGGCCCCCACAGGCCCGGCCCCCUACGGCCCUGGCCUCAAGUGGAGCAAGAAAGAGAUCGUGGAGCGGGCCAUUCAUCGCAUUCAGAGCUUGGUCGCCGCCCAGACCUGCCCCGCCCCAACCUCGGGUUCGAAUGAGACCACCCCUAGUUCGGGUCCUACGGGGGCCCGGCCUCCCCGGGUUAGGGCGGGACGGGCGGGCCCCGCCCUGGAACGCAAGAUGCGUGGGCUCUGGCGACAGAAUCGGAAACUGCGCGAACUUCUUCGGGUCGAGUUGGACAUCGAUUUGAGUGAAAGCGACUUCAACAAGUUGAAUGUCCGGGAAAUCAAGGCCGUCAUUGAUUGCGUCCAACGUGAUCGGGCCAGCUCCAAAGCUUUAGAGAAAGGCCAUGAGGCCAAUAUUGACCCUACAUCCGUGUUACGAGAUGAAGAUGUGUUUGUGGCCCCCAUUCACACCUCGGAUCAUUCGUACGCCUUGGUGGUGCGCGAUCAGCCCGAUGUGGUCAUUGAUAACCAGCCUAUCGUGGAGGAAGUCAUCGAGACCGGGCCACCUACCCCCUUACCCGUGCCAAUGCAAAUCCACCCACCCACACCGGCUCCCGUUCCGGCUCUCGUUCCGGCGCCAGCUCCGCCUUCCAUGCCUGGGCCAGUCGUGUCCGAAAAAGUUGACGUGGUGGAGAGAGUUCCCGCCCCACCAACGUUGCCUCAGAUUACCAUUUUGCCUACGCCACAGUAUCUCGUCCCGGGUUUCAUGAGCGGAGGCGUGUUCAUGCCGACGGUGAAUCAGGUCGACAAGUGGCCGUUGCCGCGUUUGAGCCGUGGCCAAGCGGGCGUUCAGACGGUGAAUGUGAUCUCGUCGGCUCCCAAAACGAGUGUUCUGGACUUGUCCGAGUUGCGGAGGUUGAGAAUCGGUCGUCGAGGCCAGAAGAAGCGGACAAAGAAGCAGAUUGCCCAGGACAAAGAGAAAGAGCGGAAGGCCCAGGAGGAGAAGGAGAAGAAGAAGGAGGAGGCCGACAUGGCUGCCGAGGUCAAGGCGUCAGAGAAGAAAAACCCGGUCGUGGUGGUGGUAGAGAAAGAAGUGAUGGGCAUCCAAGAUGUGGCCAAAGUGGAGGCCUCGUUACCGGCCGCCAUUUUGGCCUCUGAGGACCCCAACGCAUCGGAUCACGAAGAAGAUUCGAUGGAGACCAUUGACCUGACCAAAGAACUCCAAGAGAAGGAGCCAGGGGAGCCCAAAAGUAAGCUUGAGAAGGACGAAAAGCAUCCUCCGAAAGAGGUGAAAGUGUUCAAGGAAAAGAUCAGGGUCAGAUCCGAUCCUGAAACGAGUGAGGGAAAAUCCAAGUCUAAGAGCAGUUAUAGCAUAGCCGCUUUGUGUCAGAUUUCGGUCAAUAUUGGCGAGCCCAGUGAAACUGCCAUGGUGAAUUCGCCUGGCAUGGUCUCGCUUAAUUCCGUGGGAACAGGGUCGCCAGCCGUCACCCCUGCUCCAACCCCAACCCCGCCCACUCAGAUGCGAUCCGAGUCGUUGCCCAACAUCAAUGAGGUGCUCAAUGAGCCCAAAACCCAGGCAUCGAAAUUGAUCCAAGAGCUCAGACCCAACAAGGACAAUGACAAAGAGGUCAAGGAAGAUCUCCCUCCCAAAGAUACUGAGAAGGCACUCUCCUCACUUCAUGAGGAGUUGAAACGUGUAGACGAGUCGCUGAAAGAGUUUAAGGACCCUAAUCCAAAGCCUAAUCGCAUUCCGACCCAACCUCAGCCAGCUCAGAUGGCCCAACCGUCGGCGACCCCACUUGAGUUGAAGAAACCAAGGAAAGAUUUGUCCGUGUUUGAUUUCCCGGAACGGAAGAUGGAUUCACCCAUUCCUCAAUUCCCUCGAUCACCCACCAAAAGUACGGCUAAGGCGGUUCAACCCUCAAUUCCCAAGACCCCUUCAUCAGGGUCCAAGAAGGCUCCCCCCCAAAAAACCAUGUCAGAGAGGCCCCGAACUUCGGCAGCCCCACUCAUCAGCAACACCACCUCCAGUAUGCCAACGACCUUCACCUCGACUCUGGGGUCCAUGGCACCUAACCCACAGCCUUCCAACCAAAUGGGCACAAGUCAAUUCCAUCCCUUACCCACUCAUUACCCAGCACUCCCAACGGUACCCAGCCAUGCACCAGAUUUCAUGGCCUCAUCAGCAUACUCCAAUCCAUAUCAAACCAGCUCAACCACUCGGUAUCAUGGUAAUGGCCAAGGCUAUCAUGGGCAUCAGAAUAUGCAUUAUACUCCUCAGGACUAUCAAAGAAAUGACUAUUAUGCCCGGAGUUACCCAAGUCCCAGCCCCGCAACCUCGUCAACUCUUGCCAGUCCUCAAUACAGUGGGAGUGCCAGUUGCACUAGUAAGAAGCAUCGUUCCCGCCCCUCCAAUCCCAUGCCCCCGCAAUUGCCCACCGAACCUUAUGGCUUAAUGGCUCCCCCGGACGCUCACAGUAAAGUGUUCUCUGUCAAUCAACUUGUCAAUAGCAAACAAGCGCUGAGUUCGAGCUCGAAUAAGAAGACGGCCAAACGGCCGGCAAGUUCCUCGAGCAAGGCUCUGAAGGAUGUGAAAGAUUCUAGGCUAGAUGACAGAUACCGUGUCCCCAAGCAACCUCGGCAAACGAGUUCACGUUCAACGAGUGGCUCCAGGGCGAGACCUUCGUAUUCAGCCGAAUCGCUCAUUGGCAAUCCCAAUGUGAAUCCACCUCUGGAUUGCCAUAUUAACCACCCUGGUUUCGAUCCAAUGGGCUUGUCCGUGGUGAAUCAAGGAACCGGCCAUCAAACCCAAGAUCACACUCGAAACUGGACUGGUGAUCAGACAAACUUAGGCUCCUUUCAAUUCAGCUCCAUGAGUCCAUCGCCGGCUACAAACAUCUUUGGGACCGACAUUGGCUCCUUGGACUUUCAUUUCGCCUCGGACCUGGGUCAGACGAUCCCUGUGAGCGUUACCAACUCUCCGACGAAGCAAUAUUUAUACCACAAAUCAGCCGUGAACGAGUCCAAUAAGUCCAAGGCCAUCAACUCUCAUCAUCAACAAUUGGAUUGUCACCACCAUCAUCAUCAUCAUCAUCGAUCGAGCUCAAGCCAUGUGAGCUCUGAUCAGCAGUAUUUCAGUGGUCCGUUGUUUGACAACUCCCUGCUUCCUCUGCAAACUCUCACACCUCCCACGGACGAUUCCAUGAACUCCAUGAGUUAUGGCACGUUCAUGGGGCCCAACACCUUCUAUUCUAACACGCCCGCAUCUCGUCAAUCCGGAUCAGUCUCCACGAGCUCAGCGGGCAUGUCGUUCUCGUCUCAAGGCUACACGGGCCACAAUAGCUCUGCUGCGAGCAAGCAAAUGAGCCACCAUUUGCCCCCUAAUCAAAGCAGCUCGUUGAGUAACUUUAACUUAAGUACCAUCUUCCCUGAGAUCAAUGUGAACGAGAAGCUUCCGGCCUCGUUAGCUCUUCCACCCAUGCAUAAAGCAGUGAUUUCCUCUUCUUCUUCCUCCUCCUCCUCCUCGACGUCCUCCACAGCUUUGGGAGGAUCACACGGCCAAACUGGCUCGUCGCUCAUUGGCAGUGUCCCAAGUGUGCCGAGCACUGCCAAUAACAAUCAAAAUGGAACGGGUCUCACUUUGCCUUCAGUGGGUGGAGCGCCUCCGCCGGAUUUCCGCCAACUCACAACUCCGGACAUUUUGCCGCAUAGCAUUGCUUUGCUUGGAUCUCAUUCUCAGAUGGGCAUCUCAUCCGUUCCACACCCAUUUCCGGGGACAAAUUUUGCGUCAAAUAUGGUGACAGGCUUGAAUUUUCAGCUCUCAGAUCAGUCACACCAAUGAGCGUGGUCCGAGGACCCCUACGUUAUACAUUACAAGUUUAUUGUAAAAUAAAAGGAAUUUUGUUGAACACAAA
This is a messenger RNA of Tigriopus californicus, 4245 nucleotides long. Its product is annotated as mucin-6-like. Gene Ontology annotation, molecular function: protein dimerization activity. The transcript is spliced from 3 exons. Lineage: Eukaryota; Metazoa; Arthropoda; Copepoda; Harpacticoida; Harpacticidae. The record is from RefSeq and is a predicted model, not a curated record. The coding region runs from base 126 to 4172 and encodes 1348 amino acids.